GUAUCAACACAAUCGUCAUUGCUGCACAACGCAACCUGCUUCGUGCACAGUGCAGUCCGGACGUAGAAUAGCAGAAAGAGCACCGAUAUUGUAUCACUGUCUCUGUCCUUUUCCUCAGUUGUCGUGCCGUCGAGGCAACGAGGCGUUCGUUGUAGACGACAGCAAAAUAGAUACGCUCAGGCGGCGUCACGACACUUGCCGCAGCAACUGCGUCGGAGAGCUUUUUCGCACCCUGUUUAAAAGACCUCAUUUGUCGUGACUGAAUCAUGGAUCGGUUUGCAGUAAUUGGCCAGCUUGGCGACGGUUCGUUCGGCACCGUGAGCAAAGCCCAGAACACCACCACUGGCGAAAUUGUGGCGGUUAAAAAGAUGAAGCAGCGCUUUCACAACUGGGAGGAGUGUCUGCAACUGCGUGAGAUCCAAUCGCUGCGGAGGGUGCAGCAUCCCAAUCUCGUGAAGCUGAAAGAAGUGGUGCGCGAAAAGACGGAGCUUUUUCUCAUUUUUGAGUAUUGCGAGAAGAACAUCUUCCAAAUCCAGCGCCAACGUGCGGAUCAGAUGAGUGGCUCUAUGGCUUUCAGUGACAAAGAGGUUCGUAGUAUCAUGUGCCAGACCCUGUUAGGGGUGCAGGCGAUCCACAAGGCCGGCUUCAUGCACCGCGAUUUGAAGCCAGAAAACCUUUUAAUCUCUGGCGACGUGGUAAAGGUGGCUGACUUUGGUCUCGCGAAAGAGAUUCGCUCACGGCCGCCCUUCACGGAGUACGUGUCGACGCGGUGGUACCGGGCGCCCGAACUGGUGCUCCACUCGACCCACUACAACUCCCCUAUUGACAUUUGGGCCUGCGCCGUCAUCUUCGCGGAGUUGUACCUCUGCCGCCCUCUCUUCCCCGGCACCUCGGAGAGCGACCAGCUCUUCAAGAUAUGCUCCGUGCUGGGCUCUCCGGCGCCCAGUGAGUGGGAUGAGGGGUACCAGCUGGCCCGACGCAUGAACAUGCGCUUCCCCACCGUGGCCCCCACCCCACUGCACCUAAUCCUCUCCACGGCGCCGCCGGCUGCGGUGGACCUGAUGGAGCAGAUGCUGCGCUUCAACCCGGCGGAGCGGCCGACGGCGACGCAGUGCCUGCAGCACCCGUACUUCACCGGCAGCGGCGGCAGCUCCGCGCUCUAUUCCGGCAUCGCCACGGGCCAGCCGCACAAUCCGUUUCAGAUGGCCGCGAGUGGGGCCGCCACCGGGCCUGUAGCGAGUAACGUGGGACUCACUAGCACCAGCAGCCCCCCGCCCACCACGUCCAACGGGUCCCUGUUCAAGUACGCCAACCUGUUCAAUCAGGGUAACCGCAGCCCCAUCGCAUCCAAUAGCACGAUCACCCCUUUUGCGGGGAGUAGCGCGCUGCAGAACAGCGUGACCAGCGCCAACGUUGUCCGCUCCGCUCCUCAGCAACGCAAGUCCUCCAUGUCGAACACCGUCGACAGUGACGAUGAGUUCAAUUUCUAA
This is a messenger RNA of Leptomonas pyrrhocoris, 1490 nucleotides long. RefSeq names its product mitogen-activated protein kinase (MPK9). The coding region runs from base 267 to 1490 and encodes 407 amino acids. Gene Ontology annotation, molecular function: protein serine/threonine kinase activity; ATP binding. The transcript has a single exon. Gene Ontology annotation, biological process: intracellular signal transduction; protein phosphorylation. The record is from RefSeq and is a predicted model, not a curated record. Gene Ontology annotation, cellular component: cytoplasm; nucleus. Lineage: Eukaryota; Euglenozoa; Kinetoplastea; Trypanosomatida; Trypanosomatidae.